GGGGGAGGCAUUCCCAAGUCCCCAUCUUCCCGAUCUCCAAACAGCCAUACCCCCCAAAAAACCCCGAAAAAGAAAGGAAAAAAAUAGAACCAAGUUAAAGACGCGCCUCCGAUUUCCCAACUCCCCAGUGUUGUCACUUCACCCAGGCAGAUCAAAUCUCAAAAUCUUUGUCGACAGCAGUAGUUCAGGAGUAGAAUAAUCGGAUCCGAUCACCACUGCCCCCAGAGUUCCCAACCACCCAUAAGCUGAAUCGCGCUCCACUUCACUCCCCUCCCCAGUACGCUGCUACCGCUUCGCGUCGCCACCGACGUCGCCGCCGGCGAGCUAGCGGAGCGGGAAGGAGUAGGGGGUUGGCGGCGGCGCGCGCUGGGCCCCCGACGCCGCAGCGGGAGAUGAAGGCCAAGAGCCUCCCCUUCAUCGCCUUCGAGCACAAGCGGGACGCCUAUGGUUUUGCUGUGCGGCCACAACACUUGCAACGGUACAGAGAGUAUGCAAACAUCUACAAGGAGGAGGAAGAGGAGCGGUCUGAUAGAUGGAAGAGCUUUCUGGAUAGGCAAGCUGAGGACGACGAAUCGUCUGGAGAAGAUGCUAAGAUUGCGCCGUCCAUUGAGGAUGAAGGAGCUAUGGGAGAUGCUGGCAGGUCCGACCUUUCAGAUGAGAAGACAGUCAAACAGCAGAGACAACAUAAGGUCCAAACAUGGUCUGAGAUUAGGCCUUCACUGAGCCACAUCGGGGAGAUGAUGAGCUUGCGUGUCAAGAAUAAGCAAUCUUCUGCGCACGAGGAGGAAACAACGGAUGGACUCCACCCUAAAAACACUGAAGAUAGCAAACCCUUAGAGGACUCUGACGAUGAGUUCUAUGAUGUAGAGAAGGUUGAUCCCAGCCUAGAAGGGCCGGUUGCUGACAGUGCCAAUGCUGAUUCAGGCAUGAAUGGAGCUGCAAGUCAAGAAGGGUAUUUUCCUUGGACAGAGGAACUGGAGUGCUUAGUCCGUGGUGGGCUGCCAAUGGCUCUGAGAGGAGAGCUAUGGCAAGCUUUUGUUGGUAUUGGAGCUCGUCGAAUAAAAGGGUACUACGAGAGUCUCCUUGCCAUAGAUGGUGAAAGGGGAGGCAGCAAUAGUUCUGAUUCUCUGACUAUGGAAUGUGGUGACGGAAAACCAAAAGCAUCUCAAACACUUUCAGCUGAAAAGUGGAGAGGACAAAUAGAGAAGGAUUUGCCUAGAACAUUUCCAGGCCAUCCAGCUCUAGAUGAGGAUGGCAGAAAUGCUUUAAGACGCUUGCUGACAGCUUAUGCUAGACAUAAUCCAUCAGUCGGUUACUGCCAGGCAAUGAAUUUUUUUGCUGGUCUGUUACUGCUAUUGAUGUCUGAGGAGAACGCGUUUUGGGCAUUAACAGGCAUUAUGGAUGACUAUUUUGAGGGUUACUUCUCUGAAGAAAUGAUAGAGUCUCAGGUGGAUCAGCUUGUUUUAGAGGAGUUGGUCAGAGAGAAAUUUCCCAAGCUAGUAAAUCACUUGGAUUACCUUGGUGUCCAAGUUGCAUGGGUUGCUGGACCAUGGUUUCUAUCUAUUUACAUGAACAUGCUUCCCUGGGAAACUGUUCUUCGUGUGUGGGAUGUGCUUUUAUUUGAUGGAAAUCGUGUGAUGCUCUUCCGGACAGCCCUUGCACUUAUGGAGUUGUAUGGUCCUGCACUUGUGACAACGAAAGAUGCUGGGGAUGCAGUAACUCUUUUACAGUCUUUAGCUGGUUCCACUUUUGACAGCAGCCAGCUUGUUUUAACAGCUUGCAUGGGAUAUCAAGCUGUAGAUGAAGCAAGGCUGCAAGAUCUGAGAAAUAAGCACCGGCCAUCUGUUUUAUCUUCAAUGGAGAACAGAGCAAAAGAUCUUCUUGCCUGGAGGAACACCAAUGGUCUUGCAUCAAAGCUAUAUAAUUUCAAGCGUGACUCUGAACCAUUGGUGUCAAUAUCAGCAGAACAGUUAAAUGACUCGACAGAUGGGGAUAUGAACCAAGAAAUCAAUUCUGGAAAUGUUGAUGAUACAUAUCAUGGCCUGACAGUCAAUACAGAGAUCGAUUCUUUGCCUGAUCCUAAAGAUCAGGUGAUCUGGCUGAAGGUUGAGCUAUGCCGACUGCUAGAGGAGAGAAGAUCAGCUGUUCUGAGGGCUGAUGAAUUAGAGACGGCACUAAUGGAGAUGGUUAAGCAAGAUAACAGACGUGAAUUAAGUGCAAAGGUCGAGCAGCUGGAACAAGAAUUAUCUGAGCUAAGGCAAUCUCUAUCAGACAAGCAGGAACAAGAAAAUGCAAUGCUUCAGGUCCUGAUGCGUGUAGAGCAAGAACAGAAGGUUACAGAGGAUGCCCGCAUCUUUGCUGAGCAAGAUGCUGCUGCUCAGAAAUAUGCUUCGCACGUGCUCCAGGAAAAGUAUGAGGAAGCUAUGGCUUCUCUCAUGCAAAUGGAGAAUAGAGCAGUCAUGGCAGAAACAAUGUUGGAAGCAACACUUCAAUACCAAUCUAGCCAGCAGAAAGCACAACUACCAUCCCCUUCCCCUUCUCCAAGGACACCAUCUCGAGAUGCAUCACCUGGCCAAGUUAACCAAGAUUCAUCACAGGAAUUCCAGCCUAGAAAAAUAAGUUUGCUUGCCCCAUUUUCUCUCAGUUGGCGUGACAAGAACAAGGGCAAACAGAACAAUGCUGACGAGUUGACAAAUGGCAAGCUUAAUAACAACACCGAGGCAAGUGUUGAGACACCCAAGAAAGACGAUGGAAAUCAGGGGGGCACACCAAAAAGAGGUGAACAAGUUGAGACACCUAACAGAGAUGAACCCGGAUUACAGACAGCCAAGACGGAUGGUGAUCUGCCAACCGCCGAAAUGACCACAAAUAAAAUGAACGGGCAGGAACAAAAUUUAGAAGAAAUAGAACUAAAUUGAUGAUCCUGAGAUCAUCCUUCGGCUGAUUACCUAUGGGGCUAAAUAGUGCCAUGAUUUUGAAAGGGAAGCUGAAGCCACAACAUCGGCUCCAAUUUAUUAUGUGUUGCUGUAUUUAUCUUUCUUCUUUUUCUUCCACGUUUCCAUCUUUUUCUUCUGUCUUCUUUUUUGUGACCACUUUCUUUAGGUUCAUAGGUUUCUUUUCAACCAUAGCUUGAGAGAAGAGAAUAAGUUUUAUUUUUUCUGUUCAUGGCCGCGAUGGGUUGUAAGUUAUGGAUAGAUACAUGGAAAUGUACGACACGAAUGAACACUGUGCAAUUGUUUACAGAGCACUGUCUCUAUUGAUACAUCGGAAGGAAUAUAUGAUCCAUUUAAGCGACGAAACCUUCACAAGAAA
Molecule: messenger RNA, 3312 nt
Organism: Brachypodium distachyon (stiff brome)
Lineage: Eukaryota; Viridiplantae; Streptophyta; Magnoliopsida; Poales; Poaceae
Product: TBC1 domain family member 8B
Exons: 18
Coding region: 393-2918 (841 amino acids)
Source: RefSeq, a predicted model, not a curated record